AUGGCUGGCCAUCUAGUUUCGAGCAUUUGCAAGGAUAUGCGAAGCGAGCACAAUGUGGUUGAGGCGCAAGUUCACAAUUCAAGUGAUGCUGUUGUGACAUUACGUGAAGUUAACCUACAAUCAGCUGGGCGAUUUCGUUGUGAAGUAUCGGGCGAGGCACCCUCAUUUCAGACAGUAACGGAACAUGGUGAUAUGGUUGUUGUAUCCUUACCUGACCAAGGUGCCCCGAAAAUCACAGGUGGCCGUCCUCGUUAUCAAAUCGGUGAUACUGUGCGCAUAAACUGCACUGCCGGUCGUUCAAAACCUGCCGUCCAGCUGGCAUGGUUUAUUAAUGGCGAACCAGCCGAACCUUAUCAGUUGAGAAAAUAUGAUCCAGUUUUAUGGGGUCGUGAUGGUUUGGAAACAUCCAUCUUGGGUCUCCAAUUCCGUGUCGACCAACAUCAUUUUCGUAAUGGCGAUAUGAAAUUGAAGUGUGUUGCAUCACUUUCCACCUUCUACUGGCGCAGCAAUGAAGAAUCCGUUGAAGGCGAUCGCCCUCAAAAAGCGCCCGUACUCGAAUCCCGCGAAACUGUGUACGCCAGCAAUUCAAGAGCUGAUCCCGUACAAGGUAUGUCAUUGCGGGAAAGUUUUGUUACCAAAAUUUUAUCGUUUUUCAUUCAACCAAAUGCAGCCACUAAUAAAACGGAUUCCACAAUGACAACAAUAAAGCCCUCCACAUUAAUAUUGCUGAUAGCGAUGGCUUUACUGACAUCAAGUGGCUGUUUCGAACAGCUACAUUUCAAUGGUGGACGAGGGGGUGGUGGUGGUACAAAAAAACACAGUCACAAAACCAGCCAGUCUGGAGAGGAAAAUUCCGAAAAGGAAAUAACUAACAAAUCAAGUUAUGACAUAGACGCUGAUGAUGACGAUAACAAAGACGAAGAAGAUACAGUGAAUAAUGCUGGCAAGGAGUACAGGCAUCAUGACUGCAAUGUGAAGGAUGAUGGUGAUAUCGGCUCGAAAAGUUGUGGCCACAACCUGGCUAGCAAAGUCCUGCAGAGACAAGUUGUUAGGGCUCUAUCGAAAGAAAUGCACUUUAAUAAGGAAAUGUCAUGUCUGCCAAUAAUGUUGACAAACACAACAGUCCCCAAUGCCAUCACCACCACAACCUCCACCUCCACCAUUACCACUACAAACGCAACAAUACCGAGCACAAUUUCAGUGUACCAUCAGCACGCAUUUAAUGUGACAACAUCCGUUUCCCUUGAACAAAUAUUUAAGUCCUGUAACUCCUACAAUGCGAAAACAUCUAGACCGUCAUUAUUAACGUUGCCGUCAUCAUUGUUAUCGUCAUCGUUGUCGUCAUGCUCAUCUUUGCCAUUGUCCUCGCCCUCAUGCUUGUCAUCUUCGUCAUGCUACUUGCUGGGCGGCGAAUCAGCCUUCACAGCUCAGCAAGACCAACAGCAGCAGGGCCAAAGCUUGGUAGCAUCAAGGUAGCUAUUUAAUUGAAUUAAAUAUAACAUCAUCAGCAGAAAGAGCAGCAGCCAGAGCAUGAAUAGAAGAAUUUUUGUUCGAUAACUUUUAUCUAUCUUACAAAAAAAAACGAAAAAAAACAUUACAUUUUCUGCGUACCCAAAAAAAAAACCGUGAACUAACAUUCAAACAACAAGAACAAAAAGUAUAGAAUUUAGUUUUUAGUUCCUUAUCAGUUUUUUGUGUAAUUAUUAUUAUUUAGAGUAAAAAAGCCAAG
Musca domestica (house fly) is the source of this 1729-nucleotide messenger RNA. RefSeq lists its product as uncharacterized. Lineage: Eukaryota; Metazoa; Arthropoda; Insecta; Diptera; Muscidae. Bases 1 to 1476 code for a protein of 491 amino acids. The record is from RefSeq and is a predicted model, not a curated record. The transcript is spliced from 4 exons.